AUGUGGAAGCCGUUUGCUCCCCUCCAACAGAGCCUCCUGAGCUUUGCCUCUGCCCAGGCCAUUCUGGUGAGCCACUUCGACUCCUUUCCUGACUGCUUCACUGAACAGGACAGACUCCCCAAACCCUCCCUCAGGGCAGAGAAUGGCUCUGUGGUGCCCAAAGGGGGAGCUGUGACCCUCAGGUGCAGGGGAUCAUGGGAGGCUGUACUGUGGCUGCUGGAGAAAAGGGGAGGAUCUGGAUGGUCACUGAUCAAAGAUGUGAGACAAGCUGGAAAUGAGGGCCAGGUUUCCCUCCCAUCUGUGACGCCACAUGAUGCAGGGACCUACCAGUGCCUCUACAGACAUUCAUCCUAUGGGUGGUCACAGCUGAGUGACCCCCUGGAGCUGGUGGUGACAGGCCUCUCUGCCCCGCCCUCCCUGGCAGCCCUGCCCAGCUCUGAGGUGGCCGAAGGACAGACGGUGACCCUGCAGUGUCGGUCAGAGCUAUAUCAUGACUGGUGUGUCCUGUGCAAGGAGGGACAAGAGAUCAGCCGCGGCAGGACCCGGAGCCAUGGAAGGGGGCGUCAGGCUGACUUCUUCUUCCCUGCUGUGAAUCUGACCCAGGAAGGCACUUACCGAUGCUUCGGCUUUUAUAGUUCUUCCCCCUCCCUGUGGUCCUCCCCCAGCGCCGCCCUGCUGCUCCGGGUCUCAGGGACCUUCUCUCCAAGCCCUGAGUCUGAGGACAGACUCUCUGAUGCUGCUGCCCUGGAUUACACCAUGGGCAACCUGGUCCGCCUCACCUUGGCUGGGCUGGUCCUCGUCCUCCUGGGGGUCCUGCUGGCUGAGCACUGGAAAAGCUCCAGAAGACAUCCGGUCCAGGCAGUCCUUGGCUGA
Molecule: messenger RNA, 873 nt
Organism: Monodelphis domestica (gray short-tailed opossum)
Lineage: Eukaryota; Metazoa; Chordata; Mammalia; Didelphimorphia; Didelphidae
Source: RefSeq, a predicted model, not a curated record